CGCACACGUGGAUUCUACUGUAACGUUACUGUUUACAUGGUAGCCCAUCAGCGUCGCUGCUAACCCAUGCUGUAAAGGAACUUUGAAAUAGUAUAUUUGUAUAUUACAACAACGUCAACCUUUUUUCCAAACUCAGCGUGCCUUCGUAAUGUUACGUUGUUGAGUUCUGCCUCUCAUAUUUAAAUUCCUGUCUAGUGCUAAGCUGUUGUAAGCUAAUUUAUCCGAUAUUGCGACUGGAAAUAAGUUAUGGCAUACGUCUAAUGUUACAUUAGUCACAGUUACAGCCUUCUUGAGAAAACAAUUGUCACCCUUCUUGCCAGAUUGCGUUUUUAUAUCUUCACCCAUUCUGGCCCAUUUGUAAUUCACUCAUAUUCUACAAGAGGAUGCAAAAAUGAUGUCUAUGAAAGAACUGCAGUUGUUACCCUGUGACCCGCAAGACAAAAACACCCAAAGAUGCCGAAUCGGUCCAGGUCUAAUGGCCAGCCUCAGACUUACUAUUGGAACACCUGUCCUGAUUUCUACACCUGGAGGAGCCUGCCUUUGCACAGCUUGGCCACGAAGUGACUUGGCGGAGGGAUAUUUUCAGUUUGAUACCAGAUGUGCUACACCUAAUUUCAGCCGUUCAAUAUACAAAUCACUUCCUUUUAACUGUGAAGAUAUUAGACCACUGAAUUGUCCAAAACUGAAACGUGUCAAAGUAAACGUUGUUGUGAAAAGCAUGAAGUUCAAGAAAAUGAUGCCCUCUCAUUUAAUUAGUGAAAAUGUGAAGGAAAUUCUAAGUGGUAUGUAUGUACAUGAAAAGCAUAUCAUCACCAUCAGUUCUUUUGCAACUGAAAUGACCUGCAUUCACAUUGAGAAUGCUAACUCAGGCUCCACCAAGGCAGGCCUAGUCACAGAGAAGACUUUUUUGGAAAUAGCAGCUGUCAUCACCCUUGCAGAACACCGUCGAAGAACUGCUGAGGAAUUGCCAAGGAUAUCCAUGGGUGGGAUGGAGGAUAUCUAUGCCUCACUGAAAGAGCUCAUUAAUUUGCCUCUCUUUUAUCCCAACACCCUAAGAAAGCUAGGCGUGUCGUGUCCCAGAGGGGUACUGCUAGUUGGGCCACCGGGUGUAGGAAAGAGCAUGCUAGUGCGAAGCCUGGUAAACGAGGUCGGUGCCACUCUGAUAACGAUUAACGGACCCGUGAUCCUUGGAUCCAGGCCUGGAGAGAGUGAGGAGAACUUGAGGGCCAUGUUCCAGCAGGCUCAGGCAGCUUCUGAAGAGGGACGAUGUGUCUUGUUCAUAGAUGAGAUAGACUCCCUGUGUCCGAAGAGAGCAGGCUCAUCAAGCGCGCCAGAGAACAGAGUGGUGGCCCAGUUGCUGACCUUGAUGGACGGCAUCGCCAGUAAAGACCACUUUGUCAUAAUUGGAGCAACAAAUCAGCCCGACACAUUAGAUCCUGCUCUUAGGAGGCCUGGCAGAUUUGACAGAGAGGUCAUCAUCGGUGUUCCAACCCUUAGACAAAGAAAAUCAAUCCUGGAAUGUGUAAGUGACAAGAUGCCCCUCUCAAGCAGUGUUGAUUUCACUGCCCUGGCUGAAGUGACCACUGGAUAUGUGGGUGCUGACCUGAGUGCCCUCUGCAGGGAGGCCGCUCUUGAGGCCAUCCUCCACUCCCCAGAGGGCUCGGAGGAGAAAUCCAUUGGAAUGCACCACUUCCAUGAAGCCCUAAAGCGGGUACAGCCUUCUUGUUUAAGAAGCAGUAUUGGCCUGACCGAUUACAAGCCAAUCUCCUGGGAACAGAUAGGGGGACUUGAUGACGUGAAACUCAAAUUAAAACAGAGUAUUGAGUGGCCCAUGAAAUACCCCGAGUCGUUCAUAAGACUGGGCCUGUCACGCCCCAAAGGUAUACUUCUCUACGGGCCACCAGGAUGUGCCAAGACCACCCUGGUCAAAGCUGUGGCCACCUCCUCACACUGUGCCUUUCUGUCUGUCAGUGGAGCUGACCUCUUCUCACCCUUUGUUGGAGACUCUGAGAAGGCCUUGGCGCAGCUGUUCCGUCAGGCAAGGGCCUGUGCCCCCUCCAUUGUGUUCCUGGACGAGGUGGACACCAUCCUGGGCUCCAGAGGGGGCGCUCGUGCUGCCCACAGUGUCCAGGCCCAGGUGCUGUCAGUGCUGCUGAACGAGCUGGAUGGGGUCGGCCUUAAGACGGCCGAGAGGAGAAGCACCCAGAAGAAGCUGUGCGAGUCCGAGGGGCAUCCAGAGUCCCAGCAGGAGCAGCAGAUGGAGUUCCAUGAGGUUUGCAACAAAGAUGUGAUGAUUGUUGCUGCAACAAAUCGCCCUGAUGCUUUGGACAGUGCCCUGAUGCGUCCUGGCAGGCUCGAUCAGAUCAUCUAUGUACCACCCCCAGACUAUGAGGCUCGACUGGCCAUACUGAGGCUUUGCACAGAAAGGAUGCCGCUGGAUUCAGAUGUGUCCUUGGAAGAACUGGCGACUCAAACAUCACUCUUCUCUGGAGCUGACCUAGAAAAUCUAUGCAAAGAGGCGGCUCUUUUGACUCUUCAUGAGGAGAGCAUGGAAGCUUCCAGAAUCCAGCAAAAAUACUUCAUUAAAGCCUUGCAAAAUGUGAAGCCCUCCCUCAAUGUACAAGAAAUAGAAAAUUAUCAACACCUUUUUACAUGAAUGAUGUUCCCAUGGCAAGCGAAAAAAUGUAUGUGUAUACAUGUGUAUAUAUGUUUAAUGUUUAUUUUAAAUAAAUAUGCAAAAUAUGUAGUGUAGGCCUACUACACAUCCUGUCUAGUGAUUAUACAAGGUGCUUUGUUUCUAGUGAUCCUAUCCUUGUUUUGUGAGAUCCUUGUGAAUACCUAUUAUUGUCAAUGAGCAUUUUGCGGUCUUGCUCGGAAAUACUGAGCAGGUGCAAUACGUUUAGAGCUGUGGUUAUUGAAAAGAAACAUCUGCAUGCUUUUGGCGCCAUCUGUAUCUCUUCACGUUCAUUUAUUUAUGGUAUGGUAAAGCCAUCAGGGGGCGUUCCUGUCCCUUGGUGACAACUAACUUGUUCUGCAUAAUUAGUUUCUGCGAUUGAUUUUGAUACCGGACGUUUGUGUACGUGCCUUGAAACUCGUAUCACUUCUACGGUGGUGAGCUAUAAGGGUUCGUAUCAGGAUGCUGCUCACAGACGCACCUUGAACUGCCAAUUGCUAAACCGAGGAAGAUUUAGGCAACAUGUCUGGGUUCUUUUUGAUGUUACGGAAGAGAAAA
This is a messenger RNA of Clupea harengus (Atlantic herring), 3232 nucleotides long. It is a transcript of the gene afg2b, whose product is annotated as AAA ATPase AFG2B. Gene Ontology annotation, molecular function: ATP hydrolysis activity; ATP binding; polyubiquitin modification-dependent protein binding. Gene Ontology annotation, cellular component: cytosol; nucleus; VCP-NPL4-UFD1 AAA ATPase complex. Lineage: Eukaryota; Metazoa; Chordata; Actinopteri; Clupeiformes; Clupeidae. Gene Ontology annotation, biological process: autophagosome maturation; retrograde protein transport, ER to cytosol; mitotic spindle disassembly. The record is from RefSeq and is a predicted model, not a curated record.